GAUGACAAGAGUAAAAUGUGUAUUGCACAAUCAGGAUUUGUUGGGCGGUGGAGCCGAGAGUUCGACGGUGGACAGGUGGAGUGGGCAAUUUCAGAGCUGCUAAAGAAGCCAGAGAUUUUCAAUAAGGCUACUGAAGAAUUGGAUCGUGUGAUUGGCCAGAACAGCUGGGUACAAGAAAAGGACAUUCCAAAUCUUCCUUACAUUGAGGCAAUUGUCAAAGAGACUAUGCGACUGCACCCCGUGGCACCAAUGCUGGUGCCACGUGAGUGUCGAGAAGACUGCAAGGUAGCUGGCUACGAUGUUCAGAAAGGGACCAGAGUCCUCGUUAGCGUGUGGACCAUCGGAAGAGACCCUACAUUGUGGGACGAGCCUAAGGCGUUCAAACCUGAGAGGUUCCUCGAAAAGUCCAUCGAUGUCAAAGGACAUGAUUUUGAGCUAUUGCCAUUUGGAGCUGGGAGAAGGAUGUGUCCGGGAUAUAGUUUGGGGCUUAAGGUGAUUCAAGCUAGCUUAGCUAAUCUUCUACAUGGAUUUAAAUGGUCAUUGCCUGAUAGUAUGACACCUGAGGACCUCAAUAUGGAGGAGAUUUUCGGGCUCUCCACUCCAAAAAAGUUUCCACUUGCAGCUGUGAUUGAGCCAAGACUUUCACCAAAUCUUUACUCUGUUUGAUUCAGCACUGAUGUGGUUCCAUCAAGACAGACUGUUUGUUUGAAUUGCCGCUCCAAGUCUAUUGUAGUCCUGUAUCAAAAUUAUCUAUGUCAUAAAUAAUGCAGAUGAAUUUUCAAUUUUUUACAUUAAAGCAGAGCUUUGUCCUUAUUGAAUCUUAAAUCCACGAAUAGUAUAAAUC
Messenger RNA from Lycium ferocissimum, 844 nucleotides. Its product is annotated as trimethyltridecatetraene synthase-like. The coding region runs from base 16 to 666 and encodes 216 amino acids. The transcript has a single exon. Gene Ontology annotation, molecular function: monooxygenase activity; oxidoreductase activity, acting on paired donors, with incorporation or reduction of molecular oxygen; heme binding. The record is from RefSeq and is a predicted model, not a curated record. NCBI's taxonomy places the organism in Eukaryota, Viridiplantae, Streptophyta, Magnoliopsida, Solanales, Solanaceae.